CUGCACUCCAUGUGGUUUAGAAUUUUCACUUAUCAUUGAUAUACACAAUUGAGCAUUCUCUUCUUUGGUAAAUUGGUUGAGAAUUGUUUUCAUUUAUCAUUGAUAUAUACAGUUGACAGUGAUUCCCCUCUUCCCUUCCCUUUGUUUCCACAAAUCUUUGCAGUUUGGAAACCAUGUAUUCUGACCUGCCCAUCUCAUCAGAAGUCCGUUGCCCUACAGAUCGAUCAGGUAAUCUCAUAGUUCCUCAGAAACCAGCGUUUGCAGAUGGUGCCCACAGAGAACCCAACUCUUCACAGCAGCAUGGUCAUGAUGACAUCGACGUUUUGCCUCUUAUUUUCAACGAGACUAGAAGUGGGUCUGGCGUUCCCGGCGCCGUCUUCAACUUGGCAACGUCGAUUAUCGGUGCCGGAAUCAUGGCCCUCCCAGCAACGAUGAGAGUUCUGGGAUUGUUGCUUGGUUUUGUGUCCAUCAUUUUGAUGGGAAUUCUCUCUGAGUUCAGUAUUGAGGUUCUGGUUAAGUUUGCUGCUCUUAAGAGAACUACUUCUUACGGGGAAACCGUCGAAGUUGCUUGUGGCAAGUCUGUUAGGGUGAUCUCCGAGAUCAGUAUAAUUGUUUAUAAUUGUGGCAUUUUGAUUGUUUACUUGAUCAUCAUGGGGGAUGUCUUGUCCGGUUCAUCGUCUCAUAAGGGGGUUUUCGAGCAGAUGUUAGGGAAACAGGGGUGGUGGGAUGACAGAAGACUAGUAAUCUUCCUCCUGUUGAUCUUGGUAUUGGCCCCCCUCUGUUCUCUGCAAAAGAUCGAUUCUUUGAGCUCGACAUCGGCCGCUUCCGUCGCUCUGGCAGUGGUUUUCGUCGUGGUUGCUUGCGUUGUCGCCUUCGUUAAGCUCGUGGAAGGAAAAUUAGAGGCUCCCAGGCUACUGCCUGAUGUUGGUACCAGGAGGGCUGUUCUUGAUCUGCUUGUUGUGAUCCCAAUUAUGACUAAUGCUUAUAUUUGCCAUGCCAACGUUCAGCCUAUAUACAACGAGUUAGAAGGGAGAUCUGUGAAGAAGAUGAUCAAGGUUGGAAGGAUUUCUGCUGUACUAAGUGUUGUUGUAUAUGCAUUCACUGCAACUUCUGGAUACCUCUUGUUCGGGAAAGGCACGGAUUCUGACGUACUGACAAAUUUUGACAGAAAUCUUGGAGUUCCUCAUAGUGCAGUUAUCAAUUACAUUGUUCGAAUUUCGUAUGUGAUACAUCUGCUGCUUGUUUUUCCUGUGAUACAUUUCAGUCUUAGAAACACAGUAGAUGCUGCCAUUUUUAGGAGCUCUAUUCCCCUGCAGGAGUGCAGAAAGAAGUCCUUGCUUCUGACUUUUGUGUUGCUGGCAUUGCUAUACUUGGGUUCUGCGGUGAUUCCUAACAUUUGGGUUGCCUUCAAGUUCACGGGCACGACAUCCGGCCUCGCCUUGGGAUUUUUUUUCCCGUCUCUUAUAGGAUUACGCUUAAAUGGGCAAGGGGAGAGCUUAAGCUCUAGACAGAAGAUGCUUCUAAGGUUGAUGCUUGUGUUGGCAUUGGUAACAGGAAUAAUAGGAGUUGUAGGAAACGCUUACAGCAUCAAAGAACCAGGAAAGUGAUUGGUUUGAAGCUCUUUAGAGCAAAAAUAGCUUGAGUGGCAUAUGAAUCUAUCUACCCUCAACUUUAGGACAACAUUUGAUUUCUUCUCAGCUUGCAACUGCUUAAUUUUGGAGCUCUCUUUCCAGAGGCGGUUUUGGUGAAUGGCACCGUUGGACUAGAAAAAU
Molecule: messenger RNA, 1772 nt
Organism: Nymphaea colorata (pocket water lily)
Lineage: Eukaryota; Viridiplantae; Streptophyta; Magnoliopsida; Nymphaeales; Nymphaeaceae
Product: amino acid transporter AVT6E-like
Exons: 1
Coding region: 174-1607 (477 amino acids)
Biological process (GO): amino acid transmembrane transport
Molecular function (GO): amino acid transmembrane transporter activity
Source: RefSeq, a predicted model, not a curated record